Molecule: messenger RNA, 392 nt
Organism: Caenorhabditis auriculariae
Lineage: Eukaryota; Metazoa; Nematoda; Chromadorea; Rhabditida; Rhabditidae
Source: the annotation of a GenBank genome assembly
AUGGAAAAAGACCAUGUUGUCAAAAGCGGGCUGAAACUGAAGAAAGGAGACAUUUUCAAAAAGAAAAAGAAAACGUCAGAUAUUAAACAAAUCGAUAUGACCAUCAAAAGGUAUUUUUACAGUUCUCUUCUUUUUCUCACUUUUUUCAUCCAGAAAUGAAACGACUAAGACGACUACAACUAAAACAUCAGCUGAGCUCAAGUUUGAGCAAAGGAAGCUCGCAAAUAUGGUCUUUUUCCGAUUUUUAAAUGAAUCUUAUCAUUUUUUUUCAGACUGAAAAGAUGUUGAAAAAAGCGGCUGUGAGCCACCGCGAGAAGGUCGAGCGGUUUAACCAGCAGAUGAGUGAACUGACGGAAUUCAACGACAUCCCGAAAGUGUCCUGGACCAAAUAG